Molecule: messenger RNA, 2026 nt
Organism: Rosa chinensis
Lineage: Eukaryota; Viridiplantae; Streptophyta; Magnoliopsida; Rosales; Rosaceae
Product: nardilysin-like
Exons: 9
Coding region: 103-693 (196 amino acids)
Biological process (GO): proteolysis
Cellular component (GO): cytosol
Molecular function (GO): metalloendopeptidase activity; metal ion binding
Source: RefSeq, a predicted model, not a curated record
GCCCCUAUUUCGUAGUAAAAGGCUUAAAGCUGUUUGAAACUUUGGAAGAGACCCUUCCCAGCGGCGCGAGAUUGAUAUUGCACUCUUCAUUCUUCAAUCCUCAUGGCUCGCCGGACUUUCUCAUCGGACGACGUCGUUUUGAAGUCUCCGAAUGAUAGACGACUGUACCGAUUGAUCAAUCUCGAGAAUGGCCUCACUGCAUUGCUAGUCCACGAUCCUGAGAUUGGAGAUUCCCAACUCUCCAAGGGCUCUGAGGAAGCUGAGAUGGAAGAAGAAGAAGAAGAAGAAGGAAUGGAGGAGGAUGAGAAAGACGACGAUGAAGAAGACGAAGAUAGUGAAGGAGAGGAUGAAGAGAUGGAUGAAGAUGAUGAGGGAGAAGAUGAAGAUGGACUGAAGAAGAAAAAGGGAGGGGAUUCUCAGACUAAGAAGGCAGCAGCGGCAAUGUGUGUAGGAAUAGGCAGCUUCUCUGACCCUCCUGAGGCACCGGGGCUUGCACACUUUUUAGAACACAUGCUCUUUAUGGGGAGUACAGAAUUUCCAGAUGAAAAUGAGUAUGACAGUUACUUGUCCAAGCAUGGAGGGUGUUCAAAUGCAUACACGGAAGUAGAGCAUACUUGCUACCAUUUUGAAGUGAAACGAGAGUUUCUCAAGGGUGCCUUGACAAGGCAGCAGCAGCAAUGUGCGUUGGAAUAGGCAGCUUUUCUGACCCUAUGGAAGCACAGGGGCUUGCACACUUUCUUGAACAUAUGCUCUUCAUGGGGAGUACAAAGUUUGCGGUUGAAAAUGAGGUAUGCUUGCAUCGAGUACAUAUUCUCUUUUCCUGAUGCUAACCUCAUUAGAGAUGUCAGUGUGAAGAAUAAGACUGACACAAACUCUGUGAUUGAGCUAUAUUUUCAAAUUGAGCGGGCAGUGGGGAUUGAGUCCACCAGAUUGAGAGCAUUAAUAGAUCUGUUGAUGAAGUUCUAGACGAACCAUUUUACGAUCAACUAAGGACGAAGGAGCAGCUGGGAUAUGUUGUUCAGUGCAACUGGAAGGUGAUGUUCGGUGUUUUUGGCUUUUAUUUCAUAGUUCAAUCGUCCGAGUACAACCCAAUCUACUCGCAGCGGAGAGUUGACAACUUUAUGAAUGGUCUGGAAGACGUUUUGGUAAGCAUUUGAGGUUCCUUUCAAAUACUGCUAGUGAGUAGUGCCUUAAUAGCUAGAUAGCAACAAUAAUAUGAUAAUGAUAGGCUUAAUACUAGUUAAGGUUUUUUGAUGAAAUUUUUUAAUCAACAUUUCAUAAGCAUUUCUUAUGCUCUACUAAUUAUUCUUCUUCUUUUUUAACCAAGAUGAUAAUCCUAUGGUCUUGCAAUUUGAGGUUCCAUAAUGCAAGAUAUACAAGGCAUUUCUAGUUUGUGGGACAAUUAUUUUGGAUCUGAUCUUGUCGAGUUCUACUUCUAUGGUUUAAGUUGUUUUGUUUUCUUACUUGUGGAUUCUCACAAUAAUAUGUCAUGAUUAUUGUUUCGGCAUUGGAUAUCUUUUAUUGAAAGCUGUACGUUGGCAUCUGUAGCAAGGACUGGAUGAUGAUUCCUUUGAGAAUUAUAGAGGUGGGCUAAUGGCAAAGCUAUUGGCAAAAAAUUCAUCCUUUAUAAAUGAAACCAAUCGAUUGGAAUCAGAUUAUCCAUGUAAAAGGUAUACGUUUGACUAUGCAAAGAGGGUGGCAGAAGAGCUCAGCAGUCUACAGAAGGAGGAUGUUGUCAACUUUUACAAGACUUACUUGCAACAAUCAUCUCCCAAGCGUCGGAGACUUGCCAUUCGUGGUUGGGGUUGCAAAACUGACUUGAAGGAAGCUGCAGAAUCGCAACGGGAGUCUGUGCAGGUCAUUGAAGACCUUGAAGCCUUUAAGAUGUCAUCUGUGUUCCAUCCUAACGGUUGUUGAAAAAUUAUGGAUUGUUUCUGAAUUCUGAGUAUUUAAUAGAAAUUGAACCAUUAAUAGAAACAAUGAAGUUAUGAAGGCCAAAGUUUUCAAAUAUUUCAGUUCUUAAAAG